Messenger RNA from Sycon ciliatum, 22752 nucleotides. RefSeq lists its product as uncharacterized. The transcript has 128 exons. Lineage: Eukaryota; Metazoa; Porifera; Calcarea; Leucosolenida; Sycettidae. Gene Ontology annotation, molecular function: calcium ion binding; serine-type endopeptidase inhibitor activity; protein binding. The record is from RefSeq and is a predicted model, not a curated record. The coding region runs from base 111 to 22379 and encodes 7422 amino acids.
AGCGAAGCGAAGCGAGCGGACACAAGGCACACUUUUUUCUGUGGUGAAUCUGAAAUUCUGCGAGCUGAGGUUUCCUGUCCUUACUUGUGGAUACGGAAUUCGGGAAAGCGAUGGCUGCCGUCCGUGGGCGGCUGUUGGUCGCCUUUCUGCUAUCGCUAGCUUGUGCAACCGCUCUGGGGUCGACAAGACAUCGACGUGCUGUACCAGACCAUUGCAGCCUACCUCCCACCCGUGGACCAUGUCGAGGAUCGUAUCGGAGAUUCUACUAUGACGUGUCGUCGCGAAGGUGCAUGCCCUUCAACUAUGGUGGCUGCAAGGGAAAUGCGAACCAGUAUUCUUCGGAACGGUCCUGCGCUUGGGCAUGCGAGAGGUUCAUUGAUCCUGAUGUAGUUCGUCCGCCAUUGCAAGGUCUAGCUACAUCACGGACAUUCUGUGCAUCAAGAUGUCUGUCGGGAUGCAGCUGUGCAGGGACAACUAUCGAGAACUGCACCGCACAGUUUUCCAGCAUUCCAGAGAACAUUCCGGCUUGUGUCACAAAACUGGACUUGAGUGGAGUUGGGUUGCGGCAUAUUGCUGGUGCAAAGCUUGCACGCUUGACCAACCUGGAAGUCCUGGAUCUGAGUAAUAACCAACUUCGUACACUGCCUCUCACUACGUUUCUUGGACUGCGCAAUCUUAACUCAUUAUCUCUGGCACGGAAUCGACUCUUGCAGCUACCAGCUAGGGUGUUCCAGCCCAUGACAUCACUGCAAGACCUAGACAUUUCCUUCAAUCGGCUUAUCUACAUUGCCUGUGAUAGUUUUUCCGGUCUGCAACAUUUGGAGAUGCUGAACCUGAGGAACAAUGAACUAAGAUGGCUGCUGCCACACACUUUCCGUGGUCUGGAUUACGAUCUAGUCACUGUGGAUGCCAGCAACAACCAGCUGCAGUCAUUUGAUUCAACACCUCUUCAUGACAACGUCGGAUUCACAUUGAAACUGGAUGAGAACCCUCUGCAGUGCAACUGUGAUCUUGCACCGACCGUCUCCUUCUUCCGCGAACAUCCCGAUCAGCUUCUUGCAGCUGGCAACACUAUUUGCCAUGUACCAGCGCCUCACGAUGGCGAACAAAUCCUGCAAGUUGACCCAGUUACUCUCUGCAUCUCUAGACCUGCCAUAUGUAACCUGGCCGCUGAAGCAGGUCCCUGCCGUGGCUCUAUCCCGCGAUACCACUAUGAUCCUGUGAGCCAGUCGUGCAAAGAGUUUUCUUAUGGUGGCUGUAGGGGAAAUGGAAACAACUUUCCACACAAGGAGACCUGCGAACUCCUUUGUAAUGUGGAGGAUCCAUGUGGUGAUGAGCCCUGCCUGAACGAUGGCCAGUGUCAGAGGAGAGCGGGUGCUGCCGGAGGCUAUGUGUGCAUCUGUCCUUCAGGGUACACUGGACCACUCUGCCAGACCCCAAUCAACCCAUGCGACUCUGGGCCAUGCAUGAAUGGUGCAACCUGUGUAAACACUGAUAGCAGCAGCUAUCAGUGUAGAUGUGCGCCAGGCUAUACCGGAGAUCAGUGUCAAUCCGAAAUCAAUCCCUGCUCGUCUGAGCCAUGCCACAAUGGUGGCACUUGUAACGUCCUCUCAUCCACUGCUUUCACUUGCACCUGCCCAGUUGGCUAUACUGGACCGCUGUGCGCCGACCCUGAUAUCUGCUCUACUAUGCCGUGCAAGAAUGGCGGUGUUUGCCAGAGCUCUGAUGGUGUUGACUACACAUGCAUAUGUCUACCGGGCAGUGGCUACACGGGAAAGGACUGCGAUGAACUCAUAGACCUUUGUGACCCUAACCCAUGUCUGAACGGAGCAACCUGUGUUAGCAUGAUGGGACUGACCUACCAAUGCAUGUGUGCUGCUCCGUACACGGGCCAACUGUGCGAAACAGUCGUUGACUACUGUCGCUCUGCGCCUUGUCAGAAUGGUGGCACCUGUACGAACAAACCUUUCGUUGCUGGACAUGAAUGCACUUGCCCUGACUUCAUCGGAGGCAUCAACUGCGAGAAUGAUUAUGCCGUCUUCGUCGAAGCUGUGACAGAUCGGUCGGCCAGGCUGCGACUUCAUCGACCUUUCCCAGGCCCUGAGCCCUGGACGGCAGUGUUGACAUCAGGUGGACUCCCAGUGCAGACAUUUACUGUCGAUUCCGACCAGGAAACUGCAGGCAUAUCCGGCCUGGAACCAAACACCGUUUAUGAAGUUUCGGUGACGGGCACGGAUUCCAAUGUGGAGAUACCUCUUCUACGACAGGACUUUCUGACACGGCCAUUUGUUGAUCCACCAACAGAAAUAUUCGCGGAAAGCAGCGUUCUAGAUGCCGAGUGGAAGGUCGACCCAGCCAACCGAAGCGUCACAUUUAUGCUCGCUACUCCGACGUUCGACUGGGUGGGCCUGGGAAUCUCGAAUGAUCAGUUCAUGCCCUUCAGUGACAUCAUUAUGGCGUAUCGUAAUCAGAACGGCAUUCCACAAAUUGAAGAUGCAUAUGCGCGGGGGCGCAUCCGUCCAGAUCCCGAUCCAGACAGCCAGGUGACGAAUUUCCGAUUCUCUUCGUUCCGAGGUGUUCAGCGUUAUUCCUUCACACUGCCAUGCUUCUCCGAGGAUGAACUGGAUGUCAGACUGGCCGAGGUGAACUAUUUCAUGUUUGCACGCGGUGUCCAGUCCAACGAUCGCAUCAGUUAUCACCGAGGCAACCGAGUUCGAACUGCCGAGCCUAGGAACAUCACGUGCACAAAUGUGGACCCAUGCCAGUUUAUCCCCUGCCAUAAUGGUGGCACUUGCGUGAAUCGAGGAGCUAAUCAGCCAUGUCUGUGUGCGGAUGGAUGGGGCGAUGUCUUCUGCGACUGGGCAAUUAGUGCAGACAUCAUCAAUGUGCAGUCAACGUCCGCAGUCUUCUUCCUUAACCAAGAAUUCUUGCCGGGUUUAAACGACAUGUGGACACUAAAUCUCACAUCCAGCGGAUCUCUGGUUUCCUCCGUGCAAGUCCCUCGCAAUAUGGUCUCGUACCGCUGGACAAACCUGAUGCCCAACACCGUCUAUGAAGCCGUUGCGGAAAGCAACUUCUACGAGCGGCCGCAGCGCCAAGUGUUCUUGACUGAACCAUUCGCAGGCGAUGCAAACGGACGAAUUGAUGAUCCUAUGCUAAGUGCUGAGUGGAAGGUCAAUGAAGUUGGACGCAUGGUAUUCGCACUCUCUACCACCACCACGGGCAACUGGCUUGGCCUCGGAAUUUCUGACGACAGACUCAUGGCCAACUCGGAUAUUAUCACGGCUUUCGUGGACGGUAGUGGCAGAGUUCAGGGGCAGGACAGGUAUGCAACGCAAAGAGUUCGACCGACCGUGGAUGCCGACAGUCAAAUCGCCGAUCUGCGCGCCUCGCAACACAACGGCCGCACCACCAUUACGUUCAGCCUGCCGUGCGAGAGUGAAGAUUCCAAUGACAUCCCGGUGAGAGGCAGCCACUACUUCCUGUUUGCCACCGGCCCGGUUACAUCGGGCGGCAGUGACAUUGGCUACCAUCAACAGCGACUUGUGACCAACAACAAAAUCGAAGUGGAUUGUACACCGAUCAACCACUGCGAUUCCAAUCCAUGUCUGAAUGGGGGCUCGUGCACGAGCGGAUCUCAUGGGUACUCCUGCGACUGCCCACCUGGACACGAAGGCCAGGUGUGCGAGACUGUUUACUCAUUCAACGUUGUCGACAUCACGGACGUAUCAGCAGGUGUGCGCCUCACACUUCCCUUCCCAGGCCCCGCGAGUGAUAUGUGGAGAGUAUCUGUUGCCACCCCGAGCGGGCAGGUGGUUGCAUCUGCUAACGUACCCGUCUCUGAAAACAGUUUCCAAGCGGAUGGUCUCGAGCUGAACACUGCAUACAUAGUCAAUGUGAUGAGUCCAGCUGGCAAUGCACUACCCACUGAAUCAUUUUCCACUCGAGCACUACCCGGAGCGCCAACUGGCCAAUCUGACAAUCGUAUUGUAAAUGCCCAAUGGCAUGCUGAAAAUAAUAUCGUGUACUUUGGAUUCACGCUACCCAGUACACGUGAUUACAUUGGCUUUGGCAUCUCCAAUGAUCGUCUCAUGGCAAACAGUGACAUCAUCACAAUGCACGUAGACCGUAAUGGAAAUGCUCGUGUCCAGGACAGGUGGGCUUCUGGCCAUGCUGUUCCUCAACUUGAUGCAAGCAACCAAAUCAGGAAUGGCCGUGUAUCACAAGUCAACGGUAUAACGACGUUCUCCUUCUUCGUCCCAUGCACAAGUAGCGAUUCGCGUGACAUUUCCUUGCAAGGAGAGCACUACUUCCACUUCGUGCGUGGUCCCGUGGACAGGAACACUCCGAUGUACCACAGUGCUCCAGCGUUCACCACUAGGGACAAAGUCAAAAUUGACUGCACGGAAAGUCCAACUCCACCCGGUCCAGACACUACACCAGAUCCAGUGCUUCCCUAUCUUUCCUUGCUUGAUCUGCCCGUCAAUGAUGUUACCAUGGCUGCCACUUCAUUUGAUGUUGUGUACGAGGUGUAUGACAAGGCAAGCGAUUCAUACAGGAUGCUUCAACGGACAGGAAAUGUGAUGCGAGGCGACUUCCCACACACCGCUGAGUUGGAUGUGGGCUCACAAUAUCGCUAUCGUGUGGACGCCAUAAUGCCAACAGGUUCUCAGACUGUGUUGUCAGGCGUCAUAGACCUCAGUGCCGCUACAGACACUGUGCCAUUCAGUCCGGAUGUUUCACCAAAUGGCAUCACAACGCUCCCGGGCAGCACUGCAGCCAUGUCCAUUGUACAGGUUGCGCUGCCGUCACUUCCAGAGUCUCUGGCCGACACGUACCAGAACUGGGACGUGCAGUGGCGCACGCAGGGUUCAGGUCCUUGGGCAAGAACCGUCGUCGGUGCCAAUUCGUCAUUCACCACACUGCAUCCGGAGCUCCCAAAAGGAAAUGACACCUACGAGCUUCGCAUUCGUGCCAGCGGCAGUGGUGGCGAGUCCCAUUUUGGAAUGACUCACUUGUUUUCCGCACACCGGAACCCUCCACCACCUCUGACAUUUGUACCGGGAAGUAUCACGCACGACACUGCCACCAUCCAACUUCCGGCAUUCUCCGAACUGGGAACAUACCACCUGGAGACAAGCUAUCUGGACCAAGAGAUUGGCAUCUACACGCCCUGGCAACGUACGCACGCAAUUCCGUCAAGCAUCGGAGUAAGCCCGAGCGUCAUGCUUACUGAUCUGAUGCCAGGCACUGUAUACAAAGCACGCUAUAGUUUUGUUGGAGCUGGCUAUUCAACGGAGCUCAGUGAUAUACUCGGUUUCAGGACACUAGAAGAAGGAGCAACUCCUGCGCCUCCCACAACACAGCCACCGAUAGACGUUUCCGAAGGGUCAUUUGCAACAAACUUUGGCAGUGCACAUUGGCGUGUUCUGCCAUCAGGACGUGUCAUGUUCACGCUCCGUCAGUCGACUAGGGACUUUGACCCUCUUGCCAAUUAUAUAGCUGUUGGCUUUUCCACCGACCGUUAUAUGGGCAACAGCGAUAUCAUCACUGCGUAUGCUGAAGCAAAUGCAGACUCGUCUGGUUCCAGUCCUGUUAUACAAGACCGGUGGGCAACAGAGCGACUUCGACCGGAUGUGGACAUCAACGACCAAGUAGCUGAUAGAAGCUUCACCUCAGCUGACGGCAUGAACGUGUUUGAGUUCACACUGCCGUGCCUGAGCGACGACAGUCGUGAUAUACCUGUUAACGGCGAGCACUUUCUCUUCCUUGCCACCGGGAAGCUCGGCAGUGGUGAAAUCCUGUACCAUGGCAUUAACAAAGCUAUCACACCCAACAUGGUUACCAUCCACUGUGAACACGCUGAUAUUCCCGUCGGCGUCCAAAUGCCCAUAGAGCAAUUCCCGGAGAGUGGAGCAAUCAUGGUUAAUCUUCCCACCACCGCGUCAAGUGAUGCCACCGCCUUUGACAUCCAGUACAGAGUGGCUGGCAGUGGCACUGACUUCAUGUCGGCUGCCCAAGUUCCAGUGUCUACCACCAGCUACACAUUGGGAGGCUUGAACGAGAAUGAAGACUAUGAGAUCAGAAUCCAGGAAAUGAAACCUGUUGGUCCCCAGGAAGUACAGCGCUAUGAUGCAACGGCAUCAGAGAGCACUAUUAGUGUUCCGGUGCUGUUGCCAAGCUCCUCACCCGGAGUGACUGACUGGAAUGUACAAGUGCGACAGCGCGAUGCAAACGGCAUGUAUGGUCCUUGGCAAACACAAGCACAGCUGCCCAGCCAGACUCCGCAGUACAGCUUGGCGGGGUUGUCACGUGGGAACACCUAUCAGUACAGGAUUACCGACAACACCGGCAGUGUCUAUCACACCGGGGAGUUCUCGGUUCCCGCCAAUCAGCAACAGCUACCAGUAUUGGAAAUUCUGGUCUUCAAAACCACGUCCACGUCGAUUGAGCUUGGCUUGCCCGGAGCAAUUCCUGGCCUACCCGACUGGGAAAUUUCCACCGAGGCACCAGGAGAGCCUGCAACAACAGCCACCGUUCCUACAUCCGAAACCAGACAUACAAUAUCUGGCCUUAGUCCAGACACCAUGUACAGCAUACGCGUGCGGCCUGCAGGUACUGGGAUAGCCGGCGUUGUGCUGCGUGUGAGGACGGGAUCUGCCACGCAAACCCCACCAAAGCCAACAGAAGAACCGCAGAAGCCAGUUGAUACCCAUUCACCUGACGGCUCCGGAGGGUCGUUUUCCCGAAGCUUCAUCGGCGCCCAGUGGAGAGUAAUGCCAUCUGGCCGCGUGGAGUUCCAGCUCAGCAGCACUCAGGAUCCGCUUGUAUACUGGCUUGGACUGGGCAUAUCUGAUGACCCACUAAUGAGCAACAGCGACAUCAUCACGGCCUACACAGACAGCUUGUCAGGGACUGUUGUGGAAGAUCGAUUUGCGUCUGCCCAGUUCCGUCCUGCCCUCGAUGCGGACAAUCAAGUGUCGGAUGUGCGUGUGUCCCAGAGUGGCGGAAUCACCACAUAUUCAUUCACAUUGCCGUGUAUGAGCUCCGACAGCCAGGAUAUUCCCCUGAACGGAUCUCACUACCUACUGUUUGCCACUGGCAGAUUGUUUGAUGGCAACCUUGCUUAUCAUGGAGGUUUGAGUAGAGCUGUCACAAGUAACAAGGUGCCAAUCAACUGUGUGUCCAGAGAGGUCCGAUGCCGGGACCUUGUGUGUGAUAUUCCGCAAUGCGAGCGUCUGGGACUGGUUGUCAACUACACCACUGAAGCCUGCUGUCCCAUCUGCUCCCCACCUCCUGAUCCAUGUGCUGGAAUAGUGUGUGAUAUUCCACAAUGUGAACGUCUUGGACUGGUUGUAAACUACACCAGUGGAGCGUGCUGUCCCAUCUGCUCCCCACCUCCCGAUCCAUGUGAUGGAAUAGUAUGUGGUAUUCCACAAUGUGAACUUCUUGGACUAGUUGUCAACUACACCAGUGGAGCAUGUUGUCCAGUUUGCUCUCCACCUCCCGAUCCAUGUGCUGGAAUAGUGUGUGAUAUUCCACAAUGUGAACGUCUUGGAAUGGUUGUCAACUACACUAGUGGAGCCUGCUGUCCAAUCUGCUCGCCACCUCCUGAUCCAUGUGCUGGAAUAGUGUGUGAUAUUCCACAAUGUGAACGUCUUGGACUGGUUGUCAACUACACUAGUGGAGCCUGCUGUCCCAUCUGCUCACCACCUCUUGAUCCCUGCGCUGGAAUAGUGUGUGAUAUUCCACAAUGCGAGCGUCUUGGACUGGUUGUCAACUACACCAGUGGGGCAUGCUGUCCAAUCUGCUCACCGCCUCCUCUAUCCGGCGGAUCCUUUAGAAGCUCUUUUGUCAAUGCUGAGUGGAACGUUCUGCCGUCCGGACGCGUGGCGUUCCGCCUAUCCACAAGCGAAGACCCGUCCACAAGAUAUGUUGCGUUGGGUAUUUCCAAUGACCGCUUUAUGGUGGGCAGCGACAUUGUUACAGCAUUCGUUGAUGGCAGCGGAGUGCCUUCUAUCCAGGAUCGGUGGGCUAGAGGUCGGACUAGACCAGGCCUGGACUCUGACAAUCAAGUGUCUGAUGCUAGUGUGUCCCAGAGCGGUGGGGUGACCACGUUCUCAUUCACCUUGCCCUGUAUGAGUUCGGACGCCAUGGAUAUUCCUCUGAGUGGCGAUCACUACUUGCUGUUUGCUCUCGGUCCAGUAGUCAAUAGCAGACUUGUGUACCAUGGCGGCGCAGCACGAGCUUCCACUAACGAGAAAAUAACCAUUGAUUGCAGCGCUGCUAUUCCGCAGCCACCCGGACCUUCAGAACAGCCAGGUGCACCAGGCGACCCGCCAACACAACCUUCAGAUCCAUGUGCUGGAAUAGUGUGUGAUAUUCCACAAUGUGAACGUCUUGGAAUGGUUGUCAACUACACUAGUGGAGCCUGCUGUCCAAUCUGCUCACCACCUCCCGAUCCAUGUGCUGGAAUAGUGUGUGAUAUUCCUCAAUGUGAACGUCUUGGACUGGUUGUCAACUACACUAGUGGAGCCUGCUGUCCCAUCUGCUCACCACCUCCUGAUCCCUGCGCUGGAAUAGUGUGUGACAUUCCACAAUGCGAGCGUCUUGGACUGGUUGUCAACUACACCAGUGGGGCAUGCUGUCCAAUCUGCUCACCGCCUCCUCUAUCCGGCAGAUCCUUUAGAAGCUCUUUUGUCAAUGCUGAGUGGAACGUUCUGCCGUCCGGACGCGUGGCGUUCCGCCUAUCCACAAGCGAAGACCCGUCCACAAGAUAUGUUGCGUUGGGUAUUUCCAAUGACCGCUUUAUGGUGGGCAGCGACAUUGUUACAGCAUUCGUUGAUGGCAGCGGAGUGCCUUCUAUCCAGGAUCGGUGGGCUAGAGGUCGGACUAGACCAGGCCUGGACUCUGACAAUCAAGUGUCUGAUGCUAGUGUGUCCCAGAGCGGUGGGGUGACCACGUUCUCAUUCACCUUGCCCUGUAUGAGUUCAGACGCCAUGGAUAUUCCUCUGAGUGGCGAUCACUACUUGCUGUUUGCUCUCGGUCCAGUAGUCAAUAGCAGACUUGUGUACCAUGGCGGCGCAGCACGAGCUUCCACUAACGAGAAAAUAACCAUUGAUUGCAGCGCUGCUAUUCCGCAGCCACCCGGACCUUCAGAACAGCCAGGUGCACCAGGCGACCCGCCAACACAACCUUCAGGCUUUGAUAUCAGUGCUGAUGGCGUGACGUCAACAUCAUUCGAUCUACUUUUGCCAGGAGAAUAUCCUGGAGCAUCUGAUUGGAUGAUCUCUGUUCAGGGUGGACAUGAGCCAUCAGCGACGACAUGCACUGUCCCACCCAGUACAAGACGAUAUACUGUAUCAGGUCUACGACCUGGAACUGAGUAUACCACCGUCGUCAGACCAACAGGCGCACCUGGAUUUGUAAUGUCCCGAAUAGUUUUAAUGACACUUCCAGACAUAGGUCCACCACAACCACCGGUUACUCAGCAACCAACAGGAGGAGCCCCUGGUGAUGGAGAUAGACCAACUCAAGGUGCACCAGGUGAUCAACAAACACCACCAGUCGUUGGUGGAGACUUUGACUUCAGUGUUGUCGACACCACAUCAACGUCAUUCAAUCUAAUGUUACCAGGAGAGUUUCCCGGUGCACCUGGCUGGGAUAUCUUUGUUCAGGGUGCACACGAGCCAUCUGCAACAAGAUAUCAAGUACCAACGAGUUCAACACGAUAUAGAGUGUCAGGUCUGCGUCCUGGCACAGAGUAUACCAUACAGGUCAGUCCUGCAGACUCACCAGGAUUUGUAAUGUCCCGAGUUGUUGUCAUGACACAGGCCGACGUAGGCCCGCCACAGCCACAAGUCACUCAACAACCAACAGGAGUGCCUGGUGAUGGAGAUCAACCAACUCAAGGUGCGCCAGGAGAUCAGCCAACAGGAGGAGCCCCUGGUGAUGGAGAUCAACCAACUCAAGGUGCGCCAGGUGACCAACCAACUGGAGGAGCCCCUGGUGAUGGAGAUCAACCAACUCUAGGUGCGCCAGGAGAUCAGCCAACUGGAGGAGCCCCUGGUGAUGGAGAUCAACCAACUCAAGGUGCGCCAGGUGACCAGCCAACUGGAGGAGCCCCUGGUGAUGGAGAUCAACCAACUCAAGGCGCACCAGGUGAUCCGCAAACACCACCAUCAGAUUUUGAUAUCAGUGUAGUCGACACCACAUCAACAUCAUUCAACGUGUUGCUUCCGGGACAAUUUCCUGGUUCAACUGGUUGGGACAUCAUUGUUCAGGGUGCACACGAGCCAUCAGCAAAUAGAUAUCGCUUGGCAGCCGGCACAGCACAGUAUAGAGUGUCUUCAUUGCGUCCCAAUACCGAGUAUAGUGUAGUUGUCAGCCCCACAGGCUUGCAAGGAUUUUUCAUGUCCCAGACUGUUGUAAUGACACUUGCAGACAUUGCUCCACCACAACCACCGGUUACUCAGCGACCUACAGCAAUGGCACCAGGAGAUCAACCAACAGGAGGAGCCCCUGGUGCUGGAGAUCAACCAACUCAAGGUGCGCCAGGAGAUCAGCCAACUGGAGGAGCCCCUGGUGAUGGAGAUCAACCAACUCAAGGUGCGCCAGGUGACCAGCCAACUGCAGGAGCCCCUGGUGAUGGAGAUCAACCAACUCAAGGCGCACCAGGUGAUCCGCAAACACCACCAUCAGAUUUUGAUAUCAGUGUAGUCGACACCACAUCAACAUCAUUCAACGUGUUGCUUCCGGGACAAUUUCCUGGUUCAACUGGUUGGGACAUCAUUGUUCAGGGCGCACACGAGCCAUCAGCAAAUAGAUAUCGCUUGGCAGGCGGCACAGCACAGUAUAGAGUGUCAUCAUUGCGUCCCAAUACCGAGUAUAGUGUAGUUGUCAGCCCCACAGGCUUGCAAGGAUUUUUCAUGUCCCAGACUGUUGUAAUGACACUUGCAGACAUUGCUCCACCACAACCACCGGUUACUCAGCGACCUACAGCAAUGGCACCAGGAGAUCAACCAACAGGAGGAGCCCCUGGUGAUGGAGAUCGACCAACUCAAGGUGCGCCAGGUGACCAGCCAACUGGAGGAGCCCCUGGUGAUGGAGAUCGACCAACCCAGGGUACACCAAGUGGUCAGCCCUCAGGCAUGUUCCCAGAGAGUGCAAGCAUUACCAUUGACUUCCCACCAGCUGCGGCAGAUUCGAAGUUCUUCACCGUUCUCAUCAGACCAGCCGGCUCAUCUUUAGAGUUUGGGCAAGUUGCUCAAGUCCCCGCGGACGCGCCUCGCUUUAUUCUUGGAGGAUUGGAAUCAGGACGUCGAUACGAGAUCUUGAUCCGGGAGGCUGGAGAUGGUGUACCUCGUGAUGUUAGCCAAUUUGAACAAACUGCUUCAGGAACCACAGUUAUAGUCCCGAUUAACCUGCCCGGAGUUGUACCUGGAGUUACUUCCUGGCAAGUGCAAGUGAGCCAGCAAGGUCCAGGCGGACUGUACGGUCCCUGGCAGACAUAUGUACAGCUUCCUAGUUACCUGCCCCAGUACGGCCUGACUGGACUCUCCCGUGGAAACACAUACCAGUACCGCAUCUUGGACAACAGUGGAAAUGUUCGAGUAACAAGGAUCGUGUCAAUUCCUGAAGUUCCGCAGCCGCCAGUGUUCACAGAUGUCUUCCCGGAAAGUUCAAGCGUCACUAUAGACUUCCCACCAGCUCUAGGUGAUUCAACAUUCUUCACAGUUUCCGUUCGACCGGCAGGAUCAUCUGAGGAGUUUGGACAAAUAGCUCAAAUCCCAACCAGCGUGCCCCGCUUUGUUCUGGGAGGGUUGCGAUCGGGACAGCGUUAUGAAAUCUUGAUCCAGGAGACAGGAGAUGGCGCACCUCGUGAUGUCCGCCAAUAUGAAGCAACUGCUUCGGGAACCAUAGUUGUAGUCCCGAUUAACCUGCCCGGAGUUGUACCUGGCGUUACUUCCUGGCAAGUGCAAGUGCGCCAGCAACGUCCAGACGGACUGUACGGUCCCUGGCAGACACAGGUACAGCUUCCCAGUUUCCUGCCCCAGUACGGCCUGACUGGAUUCUCCCGUGGAAACACAUACCAGUACCGCAUCUUGGACAACAGUGGAAAUGUUCAAGUAACAAGGACCGUGUCCAUUCCUGACGUUCCACAACCACCCGUGUUCACAGGACGUCCUGUUGAGACACCUGCACCUGGCGUGCCCACCGCAGGACCGCCGGUUUCAGCUGACUCAGUUGAUGUUUAUGCUUAUCAGGUAGGGCUUCCCAUGCCCCCGGCAGGUGCCUCGCAGUUCACACUCUUCCUGCGCGAAUCCGGCAGCUCUGCACCAUACCGACGCGUCGCUCAAGUCCCGUCCACGACACGGCAACACACGCUGACAGGCAUCCGUCCAGGACGAAGAUAUGACCUUCGUAUUGAAGCUAGUGGGGACUCCAUUCAACCAACUCAACUCCCUCUAUCCAGCUUUUCAGUUCCAGCAAAUUUACAGCUGGCCACUGGAUACCAGCUCACUGCCCCAGCAUCACCUGAUCCCGCGUCACAGUACUGGAUUGUGUCCGUGCGCCAGUUCGGACAGCAGUGGCGAGUGCUGGACCGUGUGCCGAUCAGUCAAGGCAGUUACACUGUAGUCGGCCUGCCCGUGGGCCUGUACGAACUGCGGCUCGCCGAUGACAGGAACCGUGCAGCGCGCAAUUGGAUUCUACCAGUCCUAGAGUCUCCCGGUGGCCAACCAACUGGAGGAGCCCCUGGUGACGGAGAUCAACCAACUCAAGGUGCACCAGGAGAUCAGCCAACUGGAGGAGCCCCUGGUGAUGGAGAUCAACCAACUCAAGGUGCGCCAGGUGACCAGCCAACUGGAGGAGCUCCUGGUGAUGGAGAUCAACCAACUCAAGGUGCGCCAGGUGAUCAGCCAACUGGAGGAGCCCCUGGUGAUGGAGAUCAACCAACUCAAGGUGCGCCAGGAGAUCAGCCAACUGGAGGAGCCCCUGGUGAUGGAGAUCAACCAACUCAAGGUGCGCCAGGAGAUCAGCCAACUGGAGGAGCCCCUGGUGAUGGAGAUCAACCAACUCAAGGUGCGCCAGGUGACCAGCCAACUGGAGGAGCCCCUGGUGAUGGAGAUCAACCAACUCAAGGUGCGCCAGGAGAUCAGCCAACUGGAGGAGCUCCUGGUGAUGGAGAUCAACCAACCCAAGGUGCGCCAGGUGAUCAGCCAACUGGAGGAGCCCCUGGUGAUGGAGAUCAACCAACUCAAGGUGCGCCAGGAGAUCAGCCAACUGGAGGAGCCCCUGGUGAUGGAGAUCAACCAACUCAAGGUGCGCCAGGUGAUCAGCCAACUGGAGGAGCCCCUGGUGAUGGAGAUCAACCAACUCAAGGUGCGCCAGGAGAUCAGCCAACUGGAGGAGCUCCUGGUGAUGGAGAUCAACCAACUCAAGGUGCGCCAGGAGAUCAGCCAACUGGAGGAGCCCCUGGUGAUGGAGAUCAACCAACUCAAGGUGCGCCAGGAGAUCAGCCAACUGGAGGAGCCCCUGGUGAUGGAGAUCAACCAACUCAAGGUGCGCCAGGUGACCAGCCAACUGGAGGAGCCCCUGGUGAUGGAGAUCAACCAACUCAAGGUGCACCGGGUGAUCAGCCAACUGCAACUUACCCGACCCUAUCACUCCGUGAUGGUCAGAGUCUACUACUUCCAGCUGCUGUUCCUGGUCAGGGAGGUUGGCAGAUUCACAGUGAUCGUGAUGGUGUCAUCGAUACACUGGAUGCAUCUAUUACCAGAUACACUUUCGACUUCAGGAAACUAUCACCUGGCAGACAUGUCAUCUCUGUGAGAACUGAUGAGGGCAUUGUGACUACUCGCUUCCAAGCAACAGUUCAAGACACGGCACCAGUCGCAACGACAGCAGCAACUCCAGCCGAAACACCUGCAGCUGUUCAAAUCGGAGUAACUGAUGUAACGAGUUCCUCUGCCAAGGUGCUAGUUCCAAAUGUAUCUGGAGUUGGUCUGUGGAACAUCAGAAUAACAAAGCAAUCAGACCAGGGCAAUGUCGCUUAUGACGAGAUGGCUGCUGUGGAUGCUGGAAGUGUGUUGGUGACUGGACUGGAAUCAGACACAGGCUAUACUCUAAGCUAUGCUGCUGACAGUGGUCAGGUUGGUCUGCCUAGCUUCAACUUCACCACUCAAGCGCAAGUUGCAAUUGACCCGAUGCCACUACGCACUGGUCAGCGAAUUUCACUGCAAGCUGCACCCGCUGGUCAAGGAGGUUGGCAGAUUUACAGUGAUCGUGAUGGCACUAUCGAUACACUGGAUGCAUCUGCAAGUAGCUACACGUUUGACUUCAGCAAACUAUCACCUGGCAGUCAUGUGAUCUCAGUGAGAACUGGAAAUGGUCUUGUGCUCGCACGCUUCCAAGCAAACGUCCAAGACACGGCACCAGUCGCAACGACAGCAGCAACUCCAGCCGAAACACCUGCAGCUGUUCAAAUCGGAGUAACUGAUGUAACGAGUUCCUCUGCCAGGGUACUAGUUCCAAAUGUAUCUGGAGUUGGUCUGUGGAACAUCAGAAUAACAAAGCAAUCAGACCAGGGCAAUGUCGCGUAUGACGAGAUGGUUGCUGUGGAUGCUGGAAGUGUGGUGGUGACUGGACUGGAAUCAGAAACAGGCUAUACUCUAAGCUAUGCCGCUGACAGUGGUCAGGUUGGUCUGCCUAGCUUCAACUUCACCACUCAAGCGCAAGUUGCAAUUAACCCGACGCCACUACGCUCUGGUCAACGUCUUUCACUGCAAGCUGCACCCGCUGGUCAAGGAGGUUGGCAGAUUUACAGUGAUCGUGAUGGCACUAUCGAUACACUGGAUGCAUCUGCAAGGAGCUACACGUUUGACUUCAGCAAACUAUCACCUGGCCGUCAUGUCAUCUCAUUGAGAACUGGAAAUGGUCGUGUGCUCGCACGCUUCCAAGCAAACGUCCAAGAUACGGCACCUGUCGCAACGACAGCAGCAACUCCAGCCGAAACACCUGCAGCUGUUCAAAUCGGAGUAACUGAUGUAACGAGUUCCUCUGCCAGGGUACUAGUUCCAAAUGUAUCUGGAGUUGGUCUGUGGAACAUCAGAAUAACAAAGCAAUCAGACCAGGGCAAUGUCGCUUAUGACGAGAUGGCUGCUGUGGAUGCUGGAAGUGUGUUGGUGACUGGACUGGAAUCAGACACAGGCUAUACUCUAAGCUAUGCUGCUGACAGUGGUCAGGUUGGUCUGCCUAGCUUCAACUUCACCACUCAAGCGCAAGUUGCAAUUAACCCGACGCCACUACGCUCUGGUCAACGGCUUUCACUGCAAGCUGCACCCGCUGGUCAAGGAGGUUGGCAGAUUUACAGUGAUCGUGAUGGCACUAUCGAAACACUGGAUGCAUCUGCAAGGAGCUACACGUUUGACUUCAGCAAACUAUCACCUGGCAGUCAUGUGAUCUCAGUGAGAACUGGAAAUGGUCUUGUGCUCGCACGCUUCCAAGCAAAUGUUCAAGACACAGCACCAGUCGCCACGACAGCAGCAACUCCAGCCGAAACACCUGCAGCUGUUCAAAUCGGAGUAACUGAUGUAACGAGUUCCUCUGCCAGGGUACUAGUUCCAAAUGUAUCUGGAGUUGGUCUGUGGAACAUCAGAAUAACAAAGCAAUCAGACCAGGGCAAUGUCGCUUAUGACGAGAUGGCUGCUGUGGAUGCUGGAAGUGUGUUGGUGACUGGACUGGAAUCAGACACAGGCUAUACUCUAAGCUAUGCUGCUGACAGUGGUCAGGUUGGUCUGCCUAGCUUCAACUUCACCACUCAAGCGCAAGUUGCAAUUAACCCGACGCCACUACGCUCUGGUCAACGUCUUUCACUGCAAGCGGCACCUGCUGGUCAAGGAGGUUGGCAGAUUUACAGUGAUCGUGAUGGCACUAUCGAAACACUGGAUGCAUCUGCAAGGAGCUACACGUUUGACUUCAGCAAACUAUCACCUGGCAGUCAUGUGAUCUCAGUGAGAACUGGAAAUGGUCUUGUGCUCGCACGCUUCCAAGCAAAUGUUCAAGACACGGCACCAGUCGCAACGACAGCAGCAACUCCAGCCGAAACACCUGCAGCUGUUCAAAUCGGAGUAACUGAUGUAACGAGUUCCUCUGCCAGGGUACUAGUUCCAAAUGUAUCUGGAGUUGGUCUGUGGAACAUCAGAAUAACAAAGCAAUCAGACCAGGGCAAUGUCGCUUAUGACGAGAUGGCUGCUGUGGAUGCUGGAAGUGUGUUGGUGACUGGACUGGAAUCAGACACAGGCUAUACUCUAAGCUACGCUGCUGACAGUGGUCAGGUUGGUCUUCCUAGCUUCAACUUCACCACUCAAGCGCAAGUUGCAAUUAACCCGACGCCACUACGCACUGGUCAACGUCUUUCACUGCAAGCGGCACCUGCUGGUCAAGGAGGUUGGCAGAUUUACAGUGAUCGUGAUGGCACUAUCGAAACACUGGAUGCAUCUGCAAGGAGCUACACGUUUGACUUCAGCAAACUAUCACCUGGCAGUCAUGUGAUCUCAGUGAGAACUGGAAAUGGUCUUGUGCUCGCACGCUUCCAAGCAAACGUCCAAGACACAGCACCAGUCGCCACGACAGCAGCAACUCCAGCCGAAACACCUGCAGCUGUUCAAAUCGGAGUAACUGAUGUAACGAGUUCCUCUGCCAGGGUACUAGUUCCAAAUGUAUCUGGAGUUGGUCUGUGGAACAUCAGAAUAACAAAGCAAUCAGACCAGGGCAAUGUCGCUUAUGACGAGAUGGUUGCUGUGGAUGCUGGAAGUGUGUUGGUGACUGGACUGGAAUCAGAAACAGGCUAUACUCUAAGCUAUGCUGCUGACAGUGGUCAGGUGGGUCUGCCUAGCUUCAACUUCACCACUCAAGCGCAAGUUGCAAUUAACCCGACGCCACUACGCACUGGUCAACGUCUUUCACUGCCAGCUGCACCUGCUGGUCAAGGUUGGCAAAUUUACAGUGAUCGUGAUGGCACUAUCGAUACACUGGAUGCAUCUGCAAGGAGCUACACGUUUGACUUCAGCAAACUAUCACCUGGCAGUCAUGUUAUCUCAGUGAAAACUGGAGAUGGCCUUGUGCUUGGACGCUUCCAAGCAAAUGUCCAAGCUGCAACACCGGCACCACCAGCAACACAAGCCCUUCCAACAACACAAGCCCCUCAGGUGGAGCUACCCGACGUGAACCCAAAUCCCCUGGGAGAUGGUGAUGUGAUUCCCAUACCUUCACAAAUACCUUUUCAAGGCAGAUGGCAGAUCCAUAGUAGUCUCGAUGGUGUGAUCGCUACACUAGGCGCCAACACAAGAGUGUUUAGACUGGACACCAGCCAACUCUCUAAGGGCAAUCACAUCAUGUCCUUGCGCACUGAAGGUGGUCUUGUCCUUAGUCGGUUCUUGGUAAAUGCAGGAGACGAAUCAACAGCAGUGCCGCCACAACCCCCAACACAGGUGAUUCCACCCAGGCCUACAUUUGUCCAAGUUGAAGUAACAGACACAACCAGUUCCUCUGUGAGGCUACUACUGCCAGCACUUGGUGGAGUCAAUACCUGGGUCCUCAAUGUGUCAUCUAGUGGUCAGUUUAUUGAACAGAAAAGAGUUCCAGUAGAUGCUGGAAGUGUUUCCAUCACUGGAUUACAGCCUGGCACUGGGUAUGAUGUGGACAUUUCAUCUGCUAGUGGACUCGUCACCAUCCCACGAUUCGCUUUUGGUACUCGACAAGAAGUGGCAAUUAACCCGACGCCACUGCGCACUGGUCAACGCAUUUCACUGCCAGCUGCACCUGCUGGUCAAGGAGGUUGGCAGAUUCACAGUAACCGUGAUGGCACUAUCGAAACACUGGAUGCAUCUGCAAGGAGCUACACGUUUGACUUCGGCAAACUAUCACCUGGCAGUCAUGUGAUCUCAGUGAGAACUGGAAAUGACCUUGUUCUUGCACGCUUCCAAGCAAACGUCCAAGACGUAUCAACAGCAGUGCCGCCACAACCCCCAACACAGGUGAUUCCACCCAGGCCUACAUUUGUCCAAGUUGAAGUAACAGACACAACCAGUUCCUCUGUGAGGCUACUACUGCCAGCACUGGAUGGAGUCAAUACCUGGAUCAUCAAUGUGUCAUCAGCUGGUCAGUUUAUUGAACAGAAAAGAGUUCCAGUAGAUUCUGGAAGUGUUUCCAUCACUGGAUUACAGCCUGGCACUGGGUAUGAUGUGGACAUUUCAUCUGCUAGUGGACUCGUCACCAUCCCACGAUUCGCUUUUGGUACUCGACAAGAAGUGGCAAUUAACCCGACGCCACUGCGCACUGGUCAACGCCUUUCACUGCCAGCUGCACCUGCUGGUCAAGGAGGUUGGCAGAUACACAGUGAUCGUGAUGGCACUAUCGAAACACUGGAUGCAUCUGCAAGGAGCUACACGUUUGACUUCAGCAAACUAUCACCUGGCAGUCAUGUGAUCUCAGUGAGAACUGGAAAUGGCCUUGUGCUUGCACGCUUCCAAGCAAACGUCCAAGACGAAUCAACAGCAGUGCCGCCACAACCCCCAACACAGGUGAUUCCACCCAGGCCUACAUUUGUCCAAGUUGAAGUAACAGACACAACCAGUUCCUCUGUGAGGCUACUACUGCCAGCACUUGGUGGAGUCAAUACCUGGGUCCUCAAUGUGUCAUCUAGUGGUCAGUUUAUUGAACAGAAAAGAGUUCCAGUAGAUGCUGGAAGUGUUUCCAUCACUGGAUUACAGCCUGGCACUGGGUAUGAUGUGGACAUUUCAUCUGCUAGUGGACUCGUCACCAUCCCACGAUUCGCUUUUGGUACUCGACAAGAAGUGGCAAUUAACCCGACGCCACUGCGCACUGGUCAAAGUCUUUCACUGCCAGCUGCACCUGCUGGUCAAGGAGGUUGGCAGAUUCACAGUAACCGUGAUGGCACUAUCGAAACAUUGGAUGCAUCUGCAAGGAGCUACACGUUUGACUUCGGAAAACUAUCACCUGGCAGUCAUGUGAUCUCAGUGAGAACUGGAAAUGGCCUUGUGCUUGCACGCUUCCAAGCAAACGUCCAAGACGAAUCAACAGCAGUGCCGCCACAACCCCCAACACAGGUGAUUCCACCCAGGCCUACAUUUGUCCAAGUUGAAGUAACAGACACAACCAGUUCCUCUGUGAGGCUACUACUGCCAGCACUGGAUGGAGUCAAUACCUGGAUCAUCAAUGUGUCAUCAGCUGGUCAGUUUAUUGAACAGAAAAGAGUUCCAGUAGAUGCUGGAAGUGUUUCCAUCACUGGAUUACAGCCUGGCACUGGGUAUGAUGUGGACAUUUCAUCUGCUAGUGGACUCGUCACCAUCCCACGAUUCGCUUUUGGUACUCGACAAGAAGUGGCAAUUAACCCGACGCCACUGCGCACUGGUCAAAGUCUUUCACUGCCAGCUUCACCUGCUGGUCAAGGAGGUUGGCAGAUUCACAGUAACCGUGAUGGCACUAUCGAAACACUGGAUGCAUCUGCAAGGAGCUACACGUUUGACUUCGGCAAACUAUCACCUGGCAGUCAUGUGAUCUCAGUGAGAACUGGAAAUGGCCUUGUGCUCGCACGCUUCCAAGCAAACGUCCAAGCUGCAACACCGGCACCACCAGCAACACAAGCCCCUCCAGCAACACAAGCCCUUCCAGCAACACAAGCCCUUCCAGCAACACAAGCCCCUCCAGCAACACAAGCCCCUCCAGCAACACAAGCCCCUCAGGCUCCAGCGGAGCUACCCGACGUGAACCCAAAUCUACUGGGACAUGGUGAUGUGAUUCAAAUACCUCCGCAACUACCUGAUCAAGGCCCGUGGCAGAUCCAGAGUAGUCUCGAUGGUGUGAUCGCUACACUAGACGCCGACACAAGAGUGUUUACAGUUGAUACCAGCCAACUUCGCAAUGCUAUUCACAUCGUUUCCGUGCGCACUGAAGGUGGUUUUGUGCUUGGUCGAUUCUUGGUAAAUGCAGCAGGAGCACCUCCAGCAACGCAAGCACCUCCAGCAACGCAACCACCUCCAGCAGGCUCUAGCGGAUCAUUUUCCGCUGGCUUUGUCAAUGUCCGGUGGAAUGUGAUGCCCUCUGGUCGUGUCAGGUUUGAUCUUUCCAGUAACCAGGACCCAGCCCAGAAAUGGAUCGGUUUGGGCAUCUCCAACGACCGCUUUAUGCCUAAUAGUGACAUGAUGAUCGCAUUCACUGAUGGAAGUGGCCAGUUCACUGUCCAGGAUAGAUGGGCACAGGGAAGGAGUACACCUACUGUGGACUCUGACAGCCAAGUUGCAGACGUGUCCGCAUCUCAGAUCAACGGUGUGUACACCAGCACCUUUAGCUUACCCUGCAUGAGCUCGGACAGCAGGGACAUUGCACUGAAUGGACAGCACUACCUGAUGCUUGCCACUGGUGAUGUUAUCAAUGGUGGAAUUGGAUACCACUCCGGCAACAAACUAGUAACACCACAGCGAGUGUCCAUAUUAUGCGAUGAACCAGCGGAGGUCCCACCACCACAAGGCACAUUUCAAGUAGCUGACAUCACAAGUUCCUCUGCAAAUGUCCGACUCGCAACAGUGCAAGGAGUAAACACCUGGGUGAUCAGAGUAUCAUCCAAUGGUCAGCUUUUCGAAGAGAAAAGAGUUGCAGUAGGCGCUGGAAGUGUUGCCUUUACUGGUUUACAGUCUGGGACUCGAUACACUGUGGACAUAUCAGCAGCUAAUGGCCGUGUCACUGUCCCAGCCUUACCUUUUGUGACUGGGCAAGAAGUUGCAAUUAACCCUACGCCACUCCGCAGUGGUCAAGUUCUUCAACUACCAGCUGCAGCUGCUGGUCAGGGAGGCUGGCAGAUUCACAGCGAUCGUGAUGGUGUCAUCGAUACACUAGAUUCAUCCACCAGUAGUUAUACUUUUGACUUCAGCAAACUUUCACCUGGAACACAUGUGCUUUCAGUGAGAACGGGCAAUGGCCGUGCGAUCGCUCGCUACCAGGCAAUAGUAACAGAAGCCGUACCACAACCGCCGCCAACACAACCACCGCCACAACAGGCGACAUUUCAAGUAGCUGACAUCACAAGUUCCUCUGCAAAUGUCCGACUCGCAACAGUGCAAGGAGUAAACACCUGGGUGAUCAGAGUAUCAUCCAAUGGUCAGCUUUUCGAAGAGAAAAGAGUUGCAGUAGGCGCUGGAAGUGUUGCCUUUACUGGUUUACAGUCUGGGACUCGAUACACUGUGGACAUAUCAGCAGCUAAUGGCCGUGUCACUGUCCCAACCUUUCCUUUUGUGACUGGGCAAGAAGUUGCAAUUAACCCUACGCCACUCCGCAGUGGUCAAGUUCUUCAACUACCAGCUGCAGCUGCUGGUCAAGGAGGAUGGCAGAUUCACAGCGAUCGUGAUGGUGUCAUCGAUACACUAGAUUCAUCCACAAGGAGUUAUGCUUUCGAUUUCAGCAAACUUUCACCUGGAACACAUGUGCUUUCAGUGAGAACGGGCAAUGGCCGUGCGAUCGCUCGCUACCAGGCAAUAGUAACAGAAGCCGCACCACAACCGCCGCCACAACAAGCGACAUUUCAAGUAGCUGACAUCACAAGUUCCUCUGCAAAUGUCCGACUCGCAACAGUGCAAGGAGUAAACACCUGGGUGAUCAGAGUAUCAUCCAAUGGUCAGCUUUUCGAAGAGAAAAGAGUUGCAGUAGGCGCUGGAAGUGUUGCCUUUACUGGUUUACAGUCUGGGACUCGAUACACUGUGGACAUAUCAGCAGCUAAUGGCCGUGUCACUGUCCCAACCUUUCCUUUUGUGACUGGGCAAGAAGUUGCAAUUAACCCUACGCCACUCCGCAGUGGUCAAGUUCUUCAACUACCAGCUGCAGCUGCUGGUCAGGGAGGCUGGCAGAUUCACAGCGAUCGUGAUGGUGUCAUCGAUACACUAGAUUCAUCCACCAGGAGUUAUGCUUUCGAUUUCAGCAAACUUUCACCUGGAACACAUGUGCUUUCAGUGAGAACGGGCAAUGGGCGUGCGAUCGCUCGCUACCAGGCAAUAGUAACAGACGCCACACCACAACCGCCGCCAACACAACCACCGCCACGUCAAGGGACAUUGAGUAUUAGCGCCGUAAGAAGCAGAUCAUUUGAUGUCAAUUUCCCAGCGAUCCCCGGCAUUAGCGAAUGGACAGUAAUAGUAUCAUCGGGCGGACAGGAAGUGGCCAGGGAACCUGUGCCUGGAACAAGUUUCAGCCACACCAUAGACGGCCUUCAGGCGGACACUAGUUAUGAUGUCAGCAUAACAGGAGUCAGCGGUUUUUUCCAGCUGCCAAUGAUAGGGCCUCUUCCAGUCAAAACCCUGGCGGCAUAAGCAAUAAGAUAGCUACUGCUAAGUACUAUUUCCAUUCAGACACUCUGUAAUAAUAAGCAAGAAGACUAUUAUUCCUGACCAUUCCACACUAUUCUAGCAACUGCACACUACCUGAAAUUCCAAUGUCAACAAUUCAUUCACUAGAAAUUUCAGUUCUUCAUACAUCAACAAUUCAUUCACUAGAAAUUUCAGGUCUUCGUACAUGUAAAGCCAUCUCAACGCUAAAACCCACUGUUCCACCACACUCAUUAUUAUGUAGCUAGUAGUCCCUUCCACGCCAUACGUGAGAAGAGCUGGAUAAGAUUUCAGGUGACCGACAUUUACUAUGUACAUUAAUGAAGGUACUCAAAUAAAAUCGUGUUUUACAAAAAUA